Chinchilla lanigera (long-tailed chinchilla) is the source of this 1320-nucleotide messenger RNA. RefSeq names its product IZUMO1 receptor, JUNO (gene Izumo1r). Gene Ontology annotation, cellular component: external side of plasma membrane. Gene Ontology annotation, biological process: fusion of sperm to egg plasma membrane involved in single fertilization; sperm-egg recognition; cell adhesion. NCBI's taxonomy places the organism in Eukaryota, Metazoa, Chordata, Mammalia, Rodentia, Chinchillidae. The transcript has 5 exons. The record is from RefSeq and is a predicted model, not a curated record. Bases 281 to 1015 code for a protein of 244 amino acids. Gene Ontology annotation, molecular function: signaling receptor activity.
CUGAGAGAUGAACUCAGUAGGUGACUAAAGGACGCUGGAAUUCUCACUCUGCUGAGUCUUCCUUCUCCAAGGAAGCGGACCCACUUGGACCCCACAGAAGCCUGCAGAGCCAAGGAGGCUGUUCAGCUGGAGCCACCUACAGUUCUGCCCCUGCACCUGGACCUCACAGAGACUGGUGAUAAAUGCCAGCUGGUGGUAUUUAUUCCCUUUGGUUUGGCCCCACUCGUGGCUCUGGGAGGUAGGAAGGAGCUCCUGGAGGACUCCUGCACCAAAACGGGCCAUGGCACAGAGGUGGCAGCUCCUGCUAGGGCUGUGGACAGUUGUGACUACCCAGGCUGGGGACAAGCUGUUCAAUGUCUGCAUGAACGCCAGACACCACAAGAGAGAACCUGGCCCAGAAGACAAGCUCUUUCUGCAGUGUGUCCCUUGGAAGGAUAAUGCCUGCUGUACAGCCACCACAAGCUGGGAAGCUCACCGCACAGAACUGCACCUCCACAACUUCAGCUUGGUUCACUGUGGAUUGUUGACCCCACGCUGUCAGAAGCACUUCAUCCAGGCCACCUGCUUCUAUGAGUGUUCCCCUAACCUGGGACCUUGGAUCCAGCUGGUGGACACACAGGGUCCAGAAGAACGAGUUUUGGGCAUACCAUUGUGCCAGGAGGACUGUGAGCAGUGGUGGGCUGACUGCAGCAGUUCUUACACUUGCAAAUCCAACUGGCAUGGAGGCUGGGACUGGAGUCGAGGGAAAAGCCGUUGCCCAGCAGGGGCCCUUUGCCGCCCUUUCCCAGAUUACUUUCCCACCCCAGCCGACCUGUGUGAGAAGAUCUGGAGCAACUCCUUCAAGGCAAGCCCUGAGCACAGGAACAGUGGGCAGUGUCUCCAGAAGUGGUUUGAGCCUGAUCAGGACAACCCCAAUGUGGCUGUAUCCCACCACUUUGCCAGCGCUGCCCCAGCCUGGGAGCGCUCCUACACCCUCACGGCCUUUUGUCUGUUCCUGUGGUUCCUCUCCUCAUGACCCCUUCUCCCAUUCAUUUUCUUGCUCCCACCAUCUAAGGGCCAGGCCAUGACCAUCACCUUCCUUGGGGUGGGGAAGAUUGAAGCCACAGUGGCUAGUCCCUGAGGCCCCUAUCUCUGUGUGAGAAGCAGCUGGGGGCCAGCAGUACUACAGUGACCCACCCCUUGCCUUUACAAAUGGGAUCCAUGUUGGGAUUCCAGGAGAGUCAUCUACUGGUCCUGUCCAUACCUCCCCUUCCAUGGCAGGGCAGGUGGUGGCAGCUUGGCCUCCCAUCCUACCGUGUGCUUCCAAUAAAAUGAUGAUGG